AUGAUUCGAUAUGUAUGCUGCUGGUGGUCUUGGCUGUGUGACGGGCGUCCCGUGGGCGCCAUCGUAACCCCACAACGUCUGCUGCCUUUCCCCAUCUACGAUGAUGCGGCUGAUGCGGCUCUUCGGUCGCUCAAGAGGCAGUUCCUCUUUGACGAGAUGGAGGCAGAGGUGGGAGUGGCAUUCGACCAGCUGCUGGAAAAGCUGGCACUGGCCAUCUUCACCCACUUCAAGCAGUGUGCCGCCAGCAAGCUGCUGGACAAGUCGUUUGUGGCGGCAGCAGCAGCCCUGGGCGUGGGAGGGUCCGUGACACUCCGGUUUCCUCCUUCCCUCCUUGCUUCACAUCCCCCCAUCCCCCACCCAACGGUGCCGUUCCUCCUUGCUUCUCCAUCAUGCAGCAAGCUGCUGGACAAGUCGUUUGUGGCGGCAGCGGCAGCGCUGGGCGUGGGAGGGACGUACAGCGUGACUCCAUGCAGCUACAGCGGGCUGUUGCGCCAAACGCACCUGCAGGUGGGUGGGGUGGCUUUGGGGUCGACUCAAGGGUUAACCUCGAACUGGCUAUUGGGCCGCACUGUGGACAUGCGGGACCUGCUGACUCAGCGGCUGAACAAGCUGACGAGGCACAACCUGGAUUAUAUCCUUGCCCGCAUGGAGGGGGCAGAUCUCUGCCACAUCAUGGAGACGCAUCACCUGCUGGACGUCCUACGUGGCGCACACCGAUUGGUCGCAGAGCACUGCCCUGCCAUUGACUCCUUUGAAGCCAUUUUCACCGAGGCCACCCACGCCACCUCCCUCUCCUCACUCUCUUCCCGCACUGCCGCUUAUGUGUGCAGAGAGGUGGAGCAGGAUGUGCUUCCCAACUUCCUCUGGAACUCCACCACCCGCCGCUUUGUGUGGGUCGCCUCCCCGCUGCACCUGCAGCAGCGCCCCGUGCAAAGACCUGCAGUUCACCUGCCUUCUCCAGAGGUGUAUGAAGCCUUCAUGUUUGGAAACAAGGAUCUGAAUGAGGCCUAUGCGCACAUCUGUGUGCUGCACGCGCAGUUCAUAGGGCAGCCGCAUGUAGAUGCUGUGGUGGCACUGCUGGGCCCGCACUCUCUGCCCAUGCUGCUGCAGUUCUGCCUUGACUCCCUCUCCCACAAGGUAUGUGGUGCUGACUAUAGGUUGCUCUCAGUGGAUUGCGCACAUCUGUAUGCUGCACGCGCAGUUCCUGGGGCAGCCGCACGUGCAUGCUCUGGUGGCGCUGCUGGGCCCGCACUCCCUGCCCAUGCUGCUGCAGUUCUGCCUUGA
Messenger RNA from Closterium sp. NIES-65, 1284 nucleotides. NCBI's taxonomy places the organism in Eukaryota, Viridiplantae, Streptophyta, Zygnematophyceae, Desmidiales, Closteriaceae. The record is from the annotation of a GenBank genome assembly.